Ctenopharyngodon idella (grass carp) is the source of this 3194-nucleotide messenger RNA. RefSeq names its product SLAM family member 9-like. The record is from RefSeq and is a predicted model, not a curated record. The transcript is spliced from 5 exons. NCBI's taxonomy places the organism in Eukaryota, Metazoa, Chordata, Actinopteri, Cypriniformes, Xenocyprididae. The coding region runs from base 336 to 1298 and encodes 320 amino acids.
AGCUUGAAUGAGAUCAUGCACAGUUUUAACUUUGUGCAUUGUUUUUGUCCUUCAUUACUAAAACUGAGAACUGAAUAAACAUACACAACAACUUUAAAAUCAUACAGAUAUGCUUUUAGCAAUUUAACACACUACUUUUCAAAAACUGCUAAAUGAUAAAGAUAUAGAAUAUUUUCACUCAUUAAGAACAGACUUAAUAACAGAAGAAUUAUAACAUUAUAUUCAAAUGCAGCGAGUGAACAGGAGGGUCCAACUCUGUCGUGGGAGGAUUCACAACAGCUUGAGUUUUUUCAGAGGAUAGUUUCAUGAGACCACACACUGAACCGCUGUAGAAAAUGCUUCACAUGUUGGUUUUGCUCUGUCUGUGCUGCUGGAGUCUGACUGGUGUGUUUGGUGAUUCAGUGUCAGUGAUGGAGGGAGAUUCUGUCACUUUAUACACUGAUCCUACUGAAAUACAUGAAGAUGACUACAUACUGUGGACAUUUGGAGCUGAAAACUCUCUCAUAGCUAAAAUAAAGAAAAAGAAUCAAACCUUCAACACAUAUAAUGGUACUGAUGAGAGAUUCAGAGACAGACUGAAGCUGGACGAUCAAACUGGAUCUCUGACCAUCACAAACAUCACAACUGAACAUACUGGAGUUUAUAAACUACAGAUAAUUGGAGUGAAACAAUCAUCAAAAACAUUCAGUGUUUCUGUCUAUGCUCGUCUGCCUGUUCCUGUCAUCAGCAGUAACUCUUCACAAUGUUCUUCUUCAUCAUUAUCUUCAAAUUGUUCAUUGGUGUGUUCAGCUGUGAAUGUGAGUCAUGUGACUCUCUCCUGGUACAAAGGAAACAGUUUAUUGUCCAGCAUCAGUGUGUCUGAUCUCAGCAUCAGUCUCUCUCUACCUCUGGAGGUGGAAUAUCAGGAUAACAACACCUACAGCUGUGUGCUGAACAAUCCCAUCAGCAACCAGACUCAACAUCUGGACAUCACUCAACUCUGUCACACAUGUGCAGUUCCUCCAGUCUCAGUGUCUCUGAUAGUGUUGAUCUCUGCUGGAUCUCUGUUGAUUAUAUCUCUGUUCGGGAUCUUCUGCAUCUGCGGAAAAUGUAGAAAAACAGACCAACUAGUUCAGAUUUGUGAAGAUGAGAAAACUUCAGCCGUUCUGUUUCAUCAUUCAACGCUCUACGAAAGAAACAUACAUAAAUCAGUAAGAUUUAUUUACAAGAAAAAUCACAAUAAAGACAUAAUAUUACAAAAGUUUCUAUUUCAGAUAAAUGCUGUUCAUUUGAACUUUCUAUUCAUCAAAGAACCCUAAAAAAUGUACAAAAAAUGUACUGUUUUCAACAUUGAUAAUAAUCAGAAAUCUUUGUUGAGCAGCAAAUCAUCAUAUCAGAAUGAUUUCUGAAGGAUCAUGUGACACUGAAGACUGGAGGAAUGAUGCUGAAAAUUCAGCUUUGAUCACAGGAAUAAAUAAUAUUUUACAAUAUAUUCACAUAGAAAACAGGUAUUUUAAAUAGUAAAAAAAAUACAAUAUUAUUGUUUUUGUGUGUCUUUGAGCAAAUAAACGCAGCCUUGGUGAGUAGAAAAGGCUUGUUUUAAAAACAUUAAAAAUUUUGCCAUUCUAAAACUUAUGGUAGCGUAGAGUAUAUGGUAGUGUAUAUAAAACUUGUGGUAGAUUUUAUUUUAUUUAUACAGUAAUUAUUGAAAUCUGAAUUGUUUAAGAGAUCUACAGUAAAUCUGAUUGUUAUUGUUUUGAAUAAGCGACCUCUAGUGACAAAACUUGCAUACUGUACCUUUAAGUCUGCACAGUUCAUGCUAAUAUUACUAGUUUAAUAUUUGAUCAUAUUUUUUUGCAAAAACCACUGAAUGUUUUUUCCAUUUAAAAUAUUUGACUAUCUCUUGUGUGAUGUUUUAACAGAGAGCUGAAGAGUACAGUCACGUGGAGUAUGUCUGUCAGCAUGAGAAGAUGAUUCAGUCUUUACCAGAUCCAUCUGUGACCAUUUUAUAGUAAACUCCUGCAGUCUAUAGUAUUAAUAUUGAGAUUGAUAUUAAGAUCAUCUCAAGACCUUGUUUUUGUCUUUUUAAUAUAUUCAUUGUAUAAAUUUAGUCAUUUUAAGAAUAAAUCAAUGUAUGAUUCACUGUUGUAAUAUUUGUGACAUCAUGCAUUUGUUUGAUGGUUAAAAAAUUUCUUUAGUUUUCAUCAGUUUUGGUGUGUAAAAAAAGGGAGAAACGCUGCUAACAGACAAUUUUUUCAGUAUUAACAGCACUGUUAUCCAAAACUGAGUAACAACACAUUUUGUCCAAGGCUGUGAUCUGUUCUGUGACAAGUGGGACUGGUUCAUGAAACAAAUACUUCAAAAUUCAAUAAAAAGUGCUAUCUUCUUGAUGCAAAAACUGAUCCAAUGAGAUCCAGGUAGUCCAGCAAUGAUUAUGUCAGAGAUCAAAUUUGAAUAAGGAAUAACAAAUUUAGUAAGUAAAAAUGUAAAAUUAUAGAGACAAACAAAUUAAUCAAGUAAAUAAUAGUUUAUAAGAAAAUCCAAAGUAUUGUAUAACAGAUGAAGAGUGAAGAUCAGAGCAUAGAGAAAGGAAGAACGAAAGAAGAUCUCCGCAGAAUGAAAGGAGAAGAGGUAGAAGGAGAAGCAAAAUGCAUUAAGUAGAAAGGAAGUGAAGAGCAAAAUAAGAGCAACGACUGCAGGAAACGUACUUACACCCCCUUAAACUUAUGUUUUGGUAUAAUAAGAAAAGGUCAAACAGACUUAUAUCAUAUGUCAUAGUUAACGGCUAGGUCAGAGUGACUGGUCAAAUGUCAAAAGAUAGAUGAGAUUAGAUACAGAAGGUCUUGUUUUGACACCUUUAAGAGAUCUUGCAUUAUUCAAAGGUACAUCAAGUUCAAAUGAGCAACAAAUUCUGAAAACUUCAUUGCUUCUGCAGUUUUUGGAAGGCAUCCAAUAUAGCCACAAAUGUGCCAAUAUAACUUGUCCCGCUGAAACACUUGAAGAACAAUUGAAUAUAGCAAGCAUACUCUUAAAGAUAAAAGAAGAUACAAUGAAGAAUAACCAUAAAUGAGCACAAUAAAGAGUAAAUACUUGAAAAUAUGAUGAGGAUUAAUAUAUGGAGUAGGAGUACCUGAAUAUAUGAAAUCAAAGAUAAUGUGAUAAUCAUAAGCCAUAAAUGAUUAACAUGAAAUCUGAAUAAAAAUGUAUAAAUAUUG